This is a messenger RNA of Paracoccidioides lutzii Pb01, 2034 nucleotides long. RefSeq lists its product as hypothetical. The coding region runs from base 1 to 2034 and encodes 677 amino acids. The record is from RefSeq and is a predicted model, not a curated record. The transcript is spliced from 2 exons.
AUGGAGGAUGUGCCAGAUGAUCAUGGUCGUCGCAAGCGAGGGCGCCCACCUAAGACGCCAAAGGUCGCGUCAGCCACAAAUCUCGUUGCUCUUCCACCGUCGCAGAGACCCAAACAAUCCCCUUCCCAGUCACAUAGUUCCAUUCUCCCUCCUCAACCUAUUCUACAACAUACUACGGUCGCCCCACAGACAUCCCCAACCCCCAAAACUACACCCACAAAGUCACUCAUUAAGGCGCUUCCCACAGUUAGAGAUCACACCACUGACCAGCUAGGGGAGGAGUGUGAUGAAUACAUACCGAAGGAGUUUGAUGAGAGUGGUGAGAAGAAGGUCGACGCGCUGGGAUACCCACAGGACAAGCGCAAAUACAAGUGCAGGACAUUUUGUGUACCAAACCGCGGAAAGAAACUAUUCAUGUUGGCCACAGAAUGUGCUAGAGUGCUAGGAUAUCGAGAUUCUUAUCUUCUAUUUAACAAAAACAGAUCACUCUACAAAAUUAUUGCGAGUCAAGCGGAGAAGGAUUCCUUGAUCCAGCAGGACAUUUUGCCCUACUCCUAUCGCUCUCGACAGAUCGCGAUUGUAACGGCGAGGUCCAUGUUCCGUCAGUUUGGGAGCAGAGUGAUUGUUGAUGGACGACGUGUUCGGGACGACUACUGGGAAAGCAAGGCGCGAAAGCAGGGCUUCACUGAGGAAGAUAUGGCGGGUGAGAAACGACCUGGAGCGGCCAAGGCUAGAGAUGCGGCGGCGGCGGCGGCGGCGGCGGCGGCGGAAGCUGCUAAUGCUGGACUGAUACCAAACUUGGGUCAGAGCGAUAUCAUAUACAGCAACGGCCCUCAUAUCGACGGCAUGCCACCCGACAUGCCUCCGCAUCCGGCGAAUUUGACACCGCUUCCCAUGAUACACUUGGCGCCAGCAGAUGAUCCACGGAUGAGAGAGUUUAAUAGCAUACCUCGACCGAGACAAGAACCUACUGGGCAGCCAUUCCACGACCGUACUCAACCUAGCAGUAGUGCAGAAAUAAUGAACCAUGCUUCGCAUACAGCUGAUUUCAGCAAAAUUUUAAAUCAGCAACGAGGUUAUCGUGCGAAAGGCUUGGAUGAACACUGGAAUAAACAACGAGACACCCCUGUCUCCAGUCAAUCACCAGCCACUCAGGUAGACCCAACCCCAGGUGUUCCUCAACCACUACAAUCACCGCAAUUAACAUCAAGUAUGCUUGCUCCCAAUCAGCACCCGAACGUCCUGGCUCAUCCGCAAAUGAUGACUCCCCAACAAUCCUAUUCCCAGCCCGCUUAUCAGCAAACUCCCAUAUCUCAAUCCCCGCUGCGCGGAAUGCCUCAAGGAAUGCGCCCUGAUCAGCUCCAGCAUCGCUCGUCCACCAUCUCCCUCACCUCUGCCAGCUCAAGUCAGGGUUCGCCAUACUCGUACUCCCAGGGUCAACAGCUGUGGGGUCAACCACCGCCACAGCUACAACCAUCUCCCCUCUCCACCUCCCAUACACUCAGCAUACCACAGUACACCCCACAAAUUCAUCCGCAACAGCAACAGCAACAAUCUCCCUCACCCCACCUACAGAACACCCAACCCCGCCACCCUUCCCAGUCUCCGCGCCACCAGCAUCGCCCUACACCCUCGCAGCUCCACUCACAGCCUCAACCACCAUCCCAACAACAACAGCAGCAGCAACAACAACAACAACAACAACAACAACAGCAACAACAACAACAACAGCAACAGCAACAGCAACAGCAACAACAACAAAACCUUGCAGCCAUGGGCUACCCGGGCGUCUCGACGGCACAAGCAUAUUCUAGCAUGGCAGCCGCGCGCACCAUGUACCCGUCGUCUCAAGGCCCCGCUGGCUCGCAGCAGUUUAUGUCCGCCCCCCACCAGCAACCGUCAGUGCUGGGGAUGGGCAUGGGGACCAGCGCACCGUUGCCGGGAUGGCCUAGUACGACGGCGGGAGGGCCGUUGCAGCCUGGUGGCCAGCAGCAGCCGGGGCAACCGCCCAGUGGAUGGCCGUCGACGUAUUAA